AUGAGCCCUCAGAUGAGACCAGGAUGGUUAAAGGCCAUAGCGGGCCUUCCCCGAAGCUUCUUGAAGCAAUUUGUCGUUCAUUUCGACAUCCCCAAAGCCGGCCUCACCACGCCAUCAGGGGCAAGUUUCUUGCCUUCUCUUACCUUGAAAGAGGCAUUGGCUCUCACCCGUUACCGCUGGUCGCAGUGGAUUUUUCCUCCAAGGGCCCCAUCGGGAUCGCCCAACACGGCCUCGGGGGCCCUUACCGGCACCCCUGUUAGGGAAACCCCCUCCUUUCGUCCCCCCUCUCUCUGGCCUUCUCGCCUCCCUCUACCAAAGUAUCCCCCUCCACCGCAUGCGGAGGAAGUACCAGAGGGCCUCCUGAGGGUGCAAGCCAUUGGCCAUGGCUCCUUCCUUCUCCAGACAAGCGGGUUACGAGGAAGUCCUCUUCGCCCGCUCAGCAUUAUCACGGAUCCUUUCUUUUCAACACAUGCAGGCCCCUGGGGUCGCGUCGGAGUCCGGCGUGUUAGCCAGCCAGGGGUGUCCAUCUCCUUCCUCCCAUCCAUAGACAUUGUACUCCUUACAUCGCCUUCGUACGAUUCCAUGGAUAUGAAGACCCUCAAGGAGCUGCAGUCAGCCUUCUCGCCCGUCAUAAUAGGGCCUCGAGGCACAGUAGGGCCUCUUUACCUGCCACCCAAGCUCCGAGGUUCGGCGUAUUCUCUUCAGUGGGAAGACGAGCCGCUCAAGCUCGGCGGAGCCUUCUUUUCAUUGCUUCCUACUGCGGGAGGUGCUCCCUCACGGUGGGGACUUGACAAGGGUGUGGGGGGCUGGGGGGCCUUCUGUGUGUUGCUUGGAACCCAUCAGGUGUACGUCGGGGGGGCCCAGGGGUACAACCCGGCUCUUCUCGCUGCUGCGGCAGCCACAGCGCAGCAACAACGGCUUGCUGCUGCGCUGAACGAGCAAGAAGCAGCAGUGAGGGAGAAAUACGAAGCCUUGUGGGGGCCCCUGGAGGCGGAUGAUCCGACGCCUCAAGCCAAAGAGAUGGCCACAGAGCUUGCAGCGGCAAGACACAGAAUUCUCGCACAGCAACCCCAAGGCCAGCAUGAGGGGGUGUCUAAAGCACCAAGAGACUCACCAGGCAUCGACUUAGCUCUGCUACCUAUCGGGGGAUAUGAACCGACACAACUGCUGCAACGGUUCCACAUGACGCCAGAGGAGGCUGUGGAAGCCCACCGUCUUUUGGGUUGCAGGGCCACUAUAGCGUCGCGCUUUGAUGUACUACCCCUGGGAGCAGAACCCUUUGGAGAGGCUCCUCAGCGAGCUGCCGCUGCUUGUGUGGAGCGGGGUGUACCGUUUAAUCCUCAUGCAAAGACUCAGGGAGGGCCCUCAAGCAAGGCCGAUCCAGGAUUCUACACGCUACAACCAGGGGAGGCGAUUUAUGUGUAA
Messenger RNA from Cyclospora cayetanensis, 1425 nucleotides. RefSeq lists its product as uncharacterized. Gene Ontology annotation, cellular component: cytoplasm. The record is from RefSeq and is a predicted model, not a curated record. Bases 1 to 1425 code for a protein of 474 amino acids. The transcript has 3 exons. NCBI's taxonomy places the organism in Eukaryota, Apicomplexa, Conoidasida, Eucoccidiorida, Eimeriidae.